Molecule: messenger RNA, 4355 nt
Organism: Mugil cephalus (flathead mullet)
Lineage: Eukaryota; Metazoa; Chordata; Actinopteri; Mugiliformes; Mugilidae
Product: somatostatin receptor type 5-like
Exons: 5
Coding region: 247-1410 (387 amino acids)
Biological process (GO): neuropeptide signaling pathway; cellular response to glucocorticoid stimulus; regulation of insulin secretion
Cellular component (GO): neuron projection; membrane
Molecular function (GO): neuropeptide binding; somatostatin receptor activity
Source: RefSeq, a predicted model, not a curated record
GGCGUCUCCUAACGCGCACGGAUUUUCUCUGUCUUCUUCUGCUUUGAGAAAAUCCCAGAGACAAGUUCAUUUCUGACCCUCGGAUGGAGGAAAACGCCGCAAGAUGAAGGGAAGAUAACUUGUGAGGAGGUUUCUCUUUCAAACUACGGGAUAAGAGAACGUCUCCAAAAGCGCACGGACUGUGAGGACGCGCAUCGCUCAGGUGGAGAGUGGGUUUGCGCACAGGAGCGCACAGCUUUGGUCGUCAUGGACGUCAGCACUAAGGGCUACAGCAUGGACAACCUCAACAUGGACAACGUCACCAUGCCUUCCCUCCAUACCAACACCACCAGUGGCAACAUGACGUCAUUACAGAUACCAUUCAGUGGUGUCAUCGCAGUCAUCUACACCAUCGUCUUCAUCGUCGGCUUUCUGGGCAACUCACUGGCCAUCUACGUGGUGGUCCGCUACGCCAAGAUGAAGACGGUGACUAAUCUGUACAUCCUCAAUCUGGCCGUGGCGGACGAACUUUACAUCCUGGGAAUUCCCUUCCUCGGGACCAACAGCAUUCUCUACUACUGGCCGUACGGAGAUUUCUUCUGCAAGGUCUGCAUGACGGCCGACUGCAUGAGCCAGUUCGCCUCCACCUUCUCGCUGACGCUGAUGAGCAUCGACCGCUUCUUAGCCGUGGUUUAUCCUAUCCGCAGCGCAAAGUGGCGAAAGCCUCGGGUCGCCAAGAUUCUCAGCGGCAUCGUGUGGCUCGUGUCUUUUCUGGUGGUGCUGCCAGUCACCAUCUUCUCAAACGUUCAGGAGGUUUUCAACACCUGUAACAUCAGCUGGCCUGAGCCGAACGGCACCUGGUCCAUCGUCUUCAUCCUCUACACGUCUAUCAUGGGCUUCUUCGGUCCCCUGGUCGUCAUCUGCCUCUGCUACCUACUCAUCGUCGUCAAGCUGAGGUCAGCCAGCGUACGCGCAGGCCUGACCAGGCGGCGCAAGUCGGAGCGCAAAGUGACGCGCAUGGUGGUGAUCAUUGUGUUGGUGUUUGUGCUGUGCUGGCUGCCCUUCUACACCACCAACAUGGUCAACCUGGCUUACCCCAUCCCAGAGAACAACGCUACGAUCUACUUCUCCCUGGUCAUCCUCACCUACGUCAACUCCUGCGCCAACCCCGUCCUCUACGCCUUCCUGUCGAAAAACUUCAAGCAGAGCUUCCAGAAGGCGCUGUGCUGUUACAAAAAAUGCACCUCAAAACCGAAAGGAGAUACACAGAAGGAUGCAGAGGUGACACUGCCCAGUUACAUCACUGGAGAUUCUGAACUUCCUCAAAGAAUGGUGAAAGACACUCUUCUGCUCCAGGCCGUCCAGAAGGAGGCUAUUAGGAACCCUGACAGCGAGAUGUUCACUGCAAAACUCGUGGCUAAUGGCCAGUGAUUGAUGUUUUUGUUUUUUAAAUGCGACGCACCGUGCACGAAACGCACCAACACAUGGAACUUGGACAACAUCCCCUUCCCCUCCCCAGCUUUUUAUUGACUGUCCCGUCUUCAUCGCUGAUCAUUCCUCACAGACUGAAACAUUUCCAGAGAGGACCGGCAACAUGCAGCUUUUUUUUGUGUGUGUGUGUGUGUGUUUGAGUGUUUUUUAAAUGUCUCUCUACGUUUUAUCACAUUGUACAAAGCAUUAGUUCAUAAUUUAAUGCUUCUUUAACUUUGACUUUCAUCCAAAUUUAUGUUUAUAUUUAAGUGAAGAAUCUUUUUCUACCACCUGCUUUUGUUAUAAUUCGGUCCCGUUUGCUCUUAAUAUUAUUUCAGUAUUUCCACAACACGGAGAGACAUCUGUUCACAAAGUGCCGAGUUGAAUCUAGGUCAAUAUCGAACUCAGUCGGUUUAAUGGCCGACUCGUGUUUUCGUGUUAAACUCACUGAGGCUUUAAAUCAGAUCUAUAUCUGAUUUAAAAUCAAAUCUAUAUUAAACUCGGCCUAGUGCACAUUUUAAAUAUACGUUAUUAUUAUCAUGCUGCAUUCAAUAUUAAGCUGUUCAAAUAAUACACAGGUUCAAAUAUUAUUUUUUUGUUGACACAGCGAUCCAGUAGUUGUCUGAUGGGAGCAAGUUACACUGUUAGCUUCUUUUCUGCUAAUACUGUAGCGAUAGGGGCGGGGCCUGCUGUGUGCAGAGGGCUUAGAUUGACAGGUCUUGGCUAAAAUAUGUUGGAUUCAUGUUAAUGUGUAUUUAAAGACAUUUAAACUUGUGGAGCAAAAUUAAAAAAAAAUAUAUAUAUGUAUAAAAAAUAUCCAAUCAACCAAAUAUUUUCCAAGGGGCCACGUUACGAAAUUUAGUCGCUCACCAUAUUCCCCCAGAGUUAGAUAAGUGAGGAAGUGAGGGAAAGCUUUUUUAAAUUAGUUCAGGCAUUGUCCCGACAGUUAGCUUUAGCUUAGCAUAGGCGUUGUAAUGUAGAGUUAGCUUGUUGUUCACAAAAGUGAUAAAUAAACUCAAGAAUUUUACGUAUUACUUCUUGUGGCCUGUUCACUCACAUCAAGUACAAACUAGAACAAAGGGAUUGUCUGAGUUUAUUUGUCACUUUUGCGAAGGACUGGCGUAUUGGCCCCUAUGCUAAGCUAAAGCUAACAGCUGCUUAGCUGGAUUAGGACAAUGCCUGGAUGUUUUCUCACUUAUCUGACUCUAGGGAAUACAGGGAGUGACUAAAUUUCACCCAGGGGUGGCGCGUCCCUUUAAUGAUGUCGAUAUCGACCUUCAAACGUUCGCUUCACUUAAUUCCCAGAAAAGUGGAAGAAUUCUUCAAAGACGAGAAACUCAGAGCGAUUAAUUAGUACUGUGGAAAUACAUUAUACAUUUUGCUGAACUUAACCACAUGAGCUGCCUUUCUUAGGGAUCGGCCUUCGCCUCAUUAUUUUUUAUGUUCUUUUUAUUUACAGUAUUUAGUUGUGUCCUGUUGAUUGUUGUAAAUGUGUUUUGAAACAUUGUUGAUGAUCACGACUUGUGUUCUGGUUUUAGUCGGGACAGGUACAUUUUGACGUCAGUGUUACAGAGCUGUGACAAAGGCCUUGAAAAAGACUUGAUGAACUGGUAAAGAGAUUGUUGAUGUUGGCCUUUCACACCCACUGCGAUAUUCUAUAUAUAUAUGUAUAUAUAUGUGUAUCUAUAUAUAAAUAUACAAGGACACAAACAGGACUCGAGCUUGGUCAACUAAAUAAAGACAAAUUUUACCAAAGGACUGCUUUGGUUUGGGGAGAUUUUUUUGGACAUUUGAUAGUUGGUGACUCACAGUGAGACUCCAUUGUUAACCCUAAUCGGGCAUUAUUAUGCGGUAUCAGAGUUUCAUGCAGAAUUAUUACUGGACAUGGGAUAUUUUUGGACUUGAGCAAUUUCAUUCCCACCAACGUUUCUCCUACACACCGUCAGCUCCAGAACGAGAUAAGUUUUCUCCUCUGCUUCGAUUCAAACCUUUUCCCUUGAAGCUUCCGGAGCUGGAGUGGAGGACAUGGUGGAAGUAAAGGAGCACGUAAUUACCGGACUAUCACCUUUAGGCAGCAUGUUUCCUGGACAGCACUGUAGCUUCUCCGUAUCUGAAGCGAAGCAGAGACCCCGUGAACAAUGUUCAGCUGGAGCUCGUUCCAAAAAAGAAGCUCAAAGGACCCGUGGAAGUGUAGAUACCUUUGAGGUGGAUGUGGUGGAUUUAUUUGUCGGUAUUUGUGUUAGAAACACUGUGAAUUUUGGAACAGAUACAUAUAAAAAAAACAAAAAUGAUAGUUUAAUUCAUACAUGUACGUGAGGCUGCUGACAUGCAUGAAACAGUUCCAAGUGCUCAUCCAUCCCACAAACAGAGUUUAUGUUUAUUGCUGUGGAAACGUAUCAGUGUGAAUAUGUGUCUUAGAUGCACUUUAUUUCCAGUCCAACCAAAAAAAUAAAAAAUAAAUAAAAAAAAUUAAAAAAUGGCAGCUUAACGCUUGGAUGUUAACGUCUCAACACGUUUAGUGCAGUUUUGUAAAUGAAGUUAAAACUCAGUAAAUGUCAAGAAGUAGAUUUUAGUCCCAGAGCAACUAAAUGGCUAAAUGACCACACAAAUAAAACAUUUACAAAAAAAACAUUCAAGCAGUUUAGAGUUUUCCCUGUGGACUGGCAUUUUAUUUGCUGUUGUUUGUGGUGGUGGUGGGAUUUUUCUUUUAGUUUUUCCCAGGUUCUGGUUCUAGUGUGUAAACCGUGGCUUGUUUUUCUUUUUCUUUUUUUUUUCUUGGAUAUAUUGCACACUGAAAGCAGUAUUCAUCUCUGUAAAUUUCACCCACAUGGUAAACACAAACUCAUUUGUGCAAGAACAGAAAACAGGUUUCAAAGUGAAAUAAAUAAAUCUGGCAAACUCUCCAA